AUGAGACAAAAGAGAGCAAAGUCUUACAAGAAACAAAUGAAUGUAUACCUUCACUCAUUCAAGUUUCGUGAGCCUUUCCAAACUAUCGUCGACGAUGAAUUAAUUUUAACUUGUAUAAAAGCUUCAUUCGACCUUGAAAAAGGAUUGAAGAGAACAGUUCAAGGCGAAGUGAAGCCUAUGAUCACUCAAUGUUGCAUUCAGGCUCUAUAUGACAGUAAAAAUCAAUCAGGUAUUGAUUUGGCUAAAAAAUUUGAGAGACGGAGGUGUAAUCAUCCACUCUCUGCUCCAUUAUCGCCCGGUAAAUGCAUUGAAUCGAUUACAAAUGUUAAUGGUGAGAAUAAGCAUAGGUAUAUAAUAGCCUCACAAGAUAUUUCUCUUAGGAAAAAGUUAAGGACAAUUCCUGGAGUACCAUUGAUAUAUAUGAAUAGGUCUGUCAUGGUUAUGGAGCCGUUGUCUGACGUCAGUUCUAAGUUCUCGAAUUCUGUGGAAAGUGAGAAACUAACAAAAGGCUUAAAUGACGUCAAAUAUGCUGGUAUUGCUUUUAAUGGAGAAGAUGAGCUGACAAGUAAACCUGUGACAAAGAAAAGGAAAGGACCGAAGGCCCCUAAUCCCUUGAGUGUGAAAAAGAAGAAAACUGAGGAAAGAGACGCUUCGUCUGGUGCCACGAAGAAGAAAACUAGAAGGCAUCGUUCAAAAAGUAACCAAGAGCAUAUCAAGGAGCCCAUAUCUACAGAAGUUUCUGAAAAAAAAAGUUAG
Priceomyces carsonii is the source of this 756-nucleotide messenger RNA. RefSeq names its product rRNA-binding ribosome biosynthesis protein. Gene Ontology annotation, cellular component: small-subunit processome; nucleolus. Bases 1 to 756 code for a protein of 251 amino acids. The transcript has a single exon. The record is from RefSeq and is a predicted model, not a curated record. Gene Ontology annotation, molecular function: small ribosomal subunit rRNA binding. NCBI's taxonomy places the organism in Eukaryota, Fungi, Ascomycota, Pichiomycetes, Serinales, Debaryomycetaceae.